UCUCCAUAUCCUUGGCUAUUCUUCUGCUAGCUAGAAAUUAAGGGAGAGCAGAUGGCUGCCCAUUUUCUCUUCCUUGCCCUCCUUGCUCUGGCUUCAUCUCACGCCAUUGCUUCUGAUCCUAGUCAACUCCAAGACUUCUGUGUUGCUGAUCGUAAAUCAGAUGGUGAUGUGUUCAUAUUUCCUCAAGGUCUCAUCCAUUUCCAAUUCAACUAUGGGAAGACAAAUGCUGUUGCUAUUGCCAGUCUCAGUAGCCAGAACCCUGGCGUCAUCACCAUAGCCAAUGCAGUCUUUGGAGCAAAGCCACCAAUCUCUGAUUAUGUUCUUGCCAAGGCCUUCCAAUUGGACAAGAAGACUGUGGAUUGGCUCCAAACCCAAUUCUGGAUGGACAACAACAACUAGAAACUGCAUACAAAUUUCUUGAUGUAAAAGUUGGACUGAAUUAUUUAUACUAUUCUAUUUGAAUAAGCAAACAAUACCAACAUAUCUAUUUGAAUAAACAAUAAUAUAUGUCGUUGAUGGUCGACUUCCUCAA
This is a messenger RNA of Elaeis guineensis (African oil palm), 532 nucleotides long. Lineage: Eukaryota; Viridiplantae; Streptophyta; Magnoliopsida; Arecales; Arecaceae. The record is from RefSeq and is a predicted model, not a curated record.